This is a messenger RNA of Exophiala xenobiotica, 2231 nucleotides long. RefSeq lists its product as uncharacterized. Gene Ontology annotation, molecular function: phosphoprotein phosphatase activity. The record is from RefSeq and is a predicted model, not a curated record. Bases 218 to 1894 code for a protein of 558 amino acids. The transcript has 4 exons. Lineage: Eukaryota; Fungi; Ascomycota; Eurotiomycetes; Chaetothyriales; Herpotrichiellaceae.
GCCAGAGUUUGUUUCUAUGUGGUAUCACUACAGACAACGACCGCUCUUUCCAACAAGUGCGCAGGGUGACCUCCGUACUUAGCCAUCGUUGUACAUACUGGACGCGCUCCGACUGCGGCAGGGAUUAGGCCUCUGUCGCCGACCGUCACCAAAAUGGCAGCAUCAGUGCCUCGCCUCUUCCACCCCUAUCUACUCGUCGCAGUAUUCUACAACAACCAUGCCUUCCAGCCGCGGGAGCAGACGUCAUCCGUCGCAAGCAGACAAUCCAACCCAGCCGACCUUCCAUGACCAUCGUGACUACAUUCCAGAUCGAGCCACCCAAUUCCGACAAGUGGACUCAUGGAGGUCUUACAGAAAUGAUACCGUCAACCUCCAGACUUCCACAACCCUGCACCAAUCGCAGCGGGCACCAACUGCCAGACCGAACGAACCUCGAUACCAGGACUUCCAGGUCAUGUACGGAAAUGCGCCUUUUCUUCAGUCCUGGCACGCUAGGGGACCGCAACAUACUCUACACGAACGGUUGAGAGUGUCUGAUAGCACGCGUGGCAAACAAGUUCCCCAGCAGGGGCAGAUGGACGCGCUUUUGACAUCUACGCAAUCGCCGCCUCGAUAUCCACUUCGUUCAAGACGUAAUGAGCAGAUCGCAGCCUACAGUACUGCAAACCCAGCCGACAUUCCCCUCCCUUCAAUUGAGGUUCCGCCAGAAUCUGCCACUGCGCAAACGCUCUUAAAUCGACCGAUCCGACAUAUUCCCAGUCGCCGCAGUCGCACAGCGACUCCGCGCGACGUCGAGCCUCCAGUUGCCCCGAAGCCUACCUCUGCAUACAAGAAAAUGGCUGCGCUAGCGCCAGCUCUGAGAGAUACCUCGCAGAAACUCCUAGUCGUACUGGAUCUGAAUGGGACUCUGCUCGUUCGACCGAACCGCCGUGCUGAUCCUACAAAGUUCAAGAUAAGACCCGGCGUCACACAAUUGCUUGACUAUCUGUUCAGUAACCAUGUAGUCAUGGUGUAUUCCUCUGCGAGGCCGGAAAACACAAUGGCAAUGGUCAAGAAUCUUAUUCAUCCCAAGCAGCGCAAUGAGAUGGCUGCAGUUUGGGCGAGAGACAAGCUAGGCUUGACCGGUCGCCAGUACAACAACAAGGUCCAAGUAUACAAGAAAUUGGAAAAAAUUUGGGCUGACACCGACAUUCAAAGCAAAGCCGCGCCUGGGUGCAAAUGGAACCAAAGCAACACGGUGCUUGUCGACGAUAGCCAGCUGAAGGGGCUUGCUCAACCGCACAACCUUUUACAAGUUCCGGAGUUCGAAGACAACGCGCCAAAGGAGGGUGGAGCAGUAUUGCGCGAGUGGCAAUUGAAGGAGCAGGCGAUCGUCAAGUCUCUCGAGUUGAAGCUUGAAGAACUCAAGUGGCAGGUCGAUGUGUCGCGGUUGAUUCGAGAAUGGCAGACCGGCAAAAAGCACGCACCCGGAGUCGUCGACGAGACCAUUGAUCAGAAGACGCAUCGCAGACUCGAGCAGCCGGAGCUAACGCCUGCACCCAGUGUCGGUGAAUCUCCUGCAGCGAAUGUCGAGCAAGGUGAUUUCCCAUCGCAGGUUUUAACGCCCAGCAGUCUGGCACGAUCCGACACCUUCGCCACGGAAGAUGAAGAAGGGACUGACAAGGUUGUGGAUUUCCACAGUACAAAUGUGCUGGAUGAAUUGGAGAAGGAAAUUGAUCGAAACCUGAGAUUGGGAUACGGGACUAGUGGAGAUGAGAAGAUUCGGAGAAGUGAGUCCCCCAUCAAUGAGAGUGUCUGGAAGGAUAUUCUUAGAACGAAUGGCGAGAAGGACAAGGAAAAGGAGAAAGGCAGCUUGGCCAAUGUGCCGCCGACGCCGGACAGUUUGUCGUCCUGAAUGCUUCCUGCGGAGGACAAGGUACGUUUCGUCCUUGUCCACGACAACGGCGCCCGUGCCCAGUCAAGGGCUCGGUGAUACAUGUAUGGGCCAUGGCGAAGACACGGAGCUUGUGCUUAUGUCAUGAACCUGAUACUCCUCGACGCGACUAUGCUAUCCUGCGCUCAAGAAACCAGCGCGGAGAAGGGCUGGAUGACAUGACCCAAGCAUAAGUCCAGCGUUUAGGAGCCAGAAAUGAGCAAGUGUCAAGACACAGUAUUAGUGUGCACCCGCAGACAGAACACACAAAGCUUCCUGUAAUAUCUAGUUGUGCAAUCCACAAAAGCGCCAUGGCUCU